Molecule: messenger RNA, 3356 nt
Organism: Lactuca virosa
Lineage: Eukaryota; Viridiplantae; Streptophyta; Magnoliopsida; Asterales; Asteraceae
Source: the annotation of a GenBank genome assembly
GGUUUCUCAGGUCCGCACGAGUAGCCAUUUGCUACUAGCCUUUUAACAUAAACCUUCGCCGCCUUUUUUCCGUUUAGACUGGUUUUGAAGCAUAGGGUUUGUAGUUUGUCCGCAAUUGGGACUCCAAUAAACCCUUGAAUUUGAGGGCUUAAAGUUUCCUUUGUACCAUAACAUCUUAGAGUUUGUUCAUAAUCCAUCAAUGGGAUCGGUGAAGAGGAAGUCGUUAGAAGAAGGUCCUUCAGCUUCUACACCUCCGCCGCACAAACAACAGAAAGACAACAAGAACAAUGAUAACAGAUUAAUGGGAACAAACAAUGAGGCGGAGGCCGGGGUGGCGUGUGUUCAUGAUUGUUCAUACCCGGAGAACUACGUUGCUGUUCCUCGGCGGUCAAAUACCGAGGAAGACUCAAAGCCCGCUAAGGAAUUUCCUUUUACACUCGACCCUUUUCAGGCGGAGGCAAUUAAUUGUCUGAAUGCAGGAGAAUCCGUUAUGGUAUCAGCACAUACAUCAGCAGGGAAAACUGUUGUGGCAUCAUAUGCUAUUGCAAUGUCACUGAAGAAUAAGCAACGAGUAAUAUACACUUCUCCUAUAAAGGCACUGAGUAACCAAAAGUACAGAGAGUUCAAAGAAGAGUUUUCUGAUGUGGGGUUGAUGACUGGAGAUGUUACUAUUGAACCCAAUGCUUCUUGCUUGGUAAUGACCACAGAAAUCUGGCGUAGUAUGCAGUACAAAGGAUCAGAACUCACAAGGGAGGUGGCAUGGAUCAUUUUUGAUGAGGUACACUAUAUGCGUGAUAGAGAAAGAGGGGUAGUUUGGGAAGAGAGCAUUGUUAUGGCUCCCAAAAAUGCUCGUUUUGUGUUCCUUUCCGCUACAGUUCCAAAUGCUAAGGAAUUUGCUGAUUGGGUUGCAAAGGUUCAUCAGCAACCAUGUCAUAUUGUUUAUACGGAUUAUAGGCCAACACCUCUUCAACAUUACCUUUUUCCUACUGGUGGUGAUGGGUUGUAUUUGGUGGUGGAUGAAAAGGGAAAAUUUCGUGAAGAUAGUUUCCAAAAAGCUUUAAAUGCUCUUGUUCCUGCCAAUGAUGGUGACAAGAAGAAAGAUUAUGGGAAGAAGCAGAAAGGGCUGGUUAAUGGUAGAGGUGGUGAAGAUAGUGAUAUAUUUAAAAUGGUGAAGAUGAUUAUUCAACGCCAAUAUGAUCCUGUUAUAAUCUUUAGUUUCAGCAAAAGGGAAUGUGAAUUUCUUGCAAUGCAGAUGGCGAAAAUGGACUUGAAUGAGGAUGAUGAGAAAGUGAACAUUGAAACCAUCUUUUGGAGUGCUAUGGACAUGCUUUCAGAUGAUGACAAAAAGCUACCCCAGGUGUCAAAUAUGCUUCCCCUCUUGAAGCGUGGGAUUGGUGUGCAUCAUUCUGGCUUACUCCCCAUACUGAAGGAAGUCAUUGAAAUACUAUUCCAAGAAGGUCUAAUUAAGUGUUUGUUUGCCACAGAGACAUUCAGCAUAGGUCUGAACAUGCCUGCAAAAACAGUUGUCUUCUCAAAUGUCCGGAAGUUUGAUGGAGAUAAAUUCAGAUGGCUAUCAAGUGGUGAAUACAUACAGAUGAGUGGUCGUGCAGGGCGUAGAGGAAUAGAUGAUCGUGGUGUCUGCAUUCUUAUGCUUGAUGAAAAACUCGAACCUUCAACUGCUAAAAUGAUGGUCAAAGGAAGUGCUGAUUGUUUAAACAGUGCUUUUCAUUUAAGCUACAAUAUGCUUUUGAAUCAACUGAGAUGUGAAGAUGGUAAUCCAGAAAAUUUGCUUAGGAAUUCAUUCUAUCAGUUCCAAGCUGACCGAGCCAUCCCUGAUCUUGAGAGACAAAUGAAGCUUUUACAGGAGGAAAGGGACUCGAUUCACAUUGAAGAGGAGGAUAGCUUGGAAAAUUAUUACUCUCUGCUACAGCAAUAUAGAAGCUUAAAGAAUGAUGUUCGUGAUAUUGUCUUUUCUCCUAGAUAUUGUUUGCCAUUUUUGCAGCCUGGCAGGCUUGUUUGUGUUCGUUGUGGAAAUAAUGACGAAAAUGCCCUUCCUUUGUCAACCGAGGAUAACGUAACAUGGGGUGUAAUUGUUAACUUUCAAAGGUUGAAGGGUCUUUCAGAAGAUGAUGCAAAUAAAAGCCCAGAAGAUGCCAACUAUUCAGUUGAUAUUCUUACUAGAUGUGCAGUUUCUAAGGAUGAACUUUCAAAGAAAACAAUCAAGAUUGUUCCAUUAAAAUCGCCUGGGGAACCUGUUGUUGUUUCUGUUCUUGUUUCUCAGAUAGAUAACUUGAGUAGUGUUCGUCUUAUAAUCGCAAAGGAUCUUUUGCCAUUAGAAAAUCGGGAAAACACCUUGAAAAAGGUAUCUGAAGUUCUCUCCAGAUUUUCCAAACAAGGAAUGCCACUCUUGGACCCUGAAGAAGACAUGAAGGUCCAAAGUGGGUCGUAUAGGAAGGCUGUUCGUAGGAUUGAGGCAUUAGAAAACCUGUUUGAUAAACAUGAAGUUUCAAAGUCUCCACUUAUUGAGCAAAAACUCAAAGUGUUGCACAAAAAGAAAGAAAUUACUGCUCAAAUUAAAACAAUCAAGAAGUCAAUGCGUUCUUCAUCUGCACUUGCCUUCAAAGAUGAGCUCAAAGCAAGGAAAAGGGUUCUUCGGAGACUCGGAUAUGUGACUAGGGAGGAUGUUGUGGAGUUGAAGGGGAAAGUUGCUUGUGAGAUAAGCAGUGCUGAUGAACUGGUGUUAACAGAGCUCAUGUUCAAUGGGGUUUUCAAAGACAUAAAGAUAGAGGAAAUGGUGUCUCUUUUAUCAUGUUUUGUGUGGCAAGAGAAGCUUCAGGAUGCUCAAAAGCCCAGGGAAGAACUGGACAUGCUUUUCACACAAUUGCAGGAUACUGCAAGGAGAGUUGCAAAAGUGCAGCUAGAGUGCAAGGUUGAAAUUGAUGUGGAGAGUUUUGUAAAUUCAUUCCGGCCUGAUAUCAUGGAGGCUGUUUAUUCAUGGGCAAGAGGGUCAAAAUUCUACGAGAUCAUGGAAAUCACACAGGUGUUUGAAGGGAGUUUGAUCAGAGGGAUCAGGAGACUGGAAGAAAUACUUCAGCAGUUGAUACUUGCAGCAAAAUCCAUUGGUGAAGUUGAACUUGAAGCCAAGUUUGAGGAUGCAGUUUCACAGAUCAAGAGGGAUAUUGUGUUUGCAGCUUCUCUAUACUUGUAGUAAACAAACAUAUGGAUUGGAUUGGAUUGGGCUAAAAUUGUCACAGAAUUUGAUGGCAUUCUUUUUCUUGUAAGGCAAUAUUUUUUUCAAGUAAAUGAGCCCCCAUACCAUAUACAAUACCUAGACUGUAAUGACACAGACAUUCUCU